AUGGCUUUAUUCAACGUGGAAGGUUGGGAUAUAAAGACGAAAUCUGUCGUUUUUGAUAACAAGACCAGCAAGUCUGCGAAGGAUAAAAAAAAAAAUAAGAAUAGAAGAAAUGACAAACUUACAAGAGAACAGAAGUUAAAAGAGGAGACAGAGGCCGAAUUAAAAGAAACAGUGGAAGGCGUUUCCCCUGAAGAAGGGGUAGCUGAAAAGAAACAAGAAAAAGAAGGUAAAAAUGCAAAGAGUAACACCAAUAAUAAGAAACGUAAGCACGAUGAAGGUGGUGCGUCUGAACAAACAAAAGAGGUUAUUGAACAGCCUGCAAAAAAACAGUUGACUCCUUUACAACAGAAGAUGAUGGCUAAACUAACAGGUUCCAGAUUCAGAUGGAUCAAUGAGCAAUUUUAUACGAUUACCUCAGAUGAAGCUUUAAAAUUAGUGAAAGACCAACCACAAUUAUUUGACGAAUACCAUGAUGGUUUCAGGUCGCAAGUGCAAACAUGGCCAGAAAAUCCAGUUGAUGUUUUCGUCGAUCAAAUUCGUUAUAGAUGCAUGAAAGCUGUUAAUGCGCCAGGUGGAUUGCCAGGCCUAAGAGAAAGCAAAGAGAUAGUUAUAGCUGAUAUGGGGUGUGGUGAAGCUCAAUUAGCGUUAGAGAUCAAUAAUUUUUUCAAAGGUUAUAACAAGAAGGCCAAGAAGUAUUUAAAGAGGCGCCACAAAGUUCAUAGUUUUGAUUUGAAAAAAGCCAACGAAAGAAUAACUGUGGCUGACAUUAGGAAAGUGCCAUUACCAGAUGAAUCAUGUACUAUCGUGGUCUUCUGCCUAGCGUUAAUGGGAACCAAUUUCCUAGAUUUCAUUAAAGAAGCAUAUAGAAUCUUAGCUCCAAGAGGUGAGUUAUGGAUCGCAGAAAUCAAAUCAAGAUUUGCUGACGGUAGAGGAAAUGAAUUUGUAGACGCUUUGAAAUUGAUGGGAUUCUUUCAUAAGAAAACCUUUGAUGAAAAUAAGAUGUUCACAAGAUUUGAAUUCUUUAAACCACCCGCAGAAAUCAUUGAAGAGAGAAGACAAAAAUUGGAAAGAAGACAGAAAUUUAUUGAAGUUGAGACUGAGAAGGAAGAACUAGAAAAGAAAAGAAAAAAGGUUGCCGAAGGUAAGUGGCUAUUAAAGCCUUGCAUCUACAAGAGAAGAUGA
This is a messenger RNA of Saccharomyces eubayanus, 1182 nucleotides long. It is a transcript of the gene RRP8, whose product is annotated as 25S rRNA (adenine645-N1)-methyltransferase. Lineage: Eukaryota; Fungi; Ascomycota; Saccharomycetes; Saccharomycetales; Saccharomycetaceae. Gene Ontology annotation, biological process: rRNA methylation; ribosomal large subunit biogenesis. Bases 1 to 1182 code for a protein of 393 amino acids. Gene Ontology annotation, molecular function: rRNA (adenine) methyltransferase activity. The transcript has a single exon. Gene Ontology annotation, cellular component: nucleolus. The record is from RefSeq and is a predicted model, not a curated record.